Molecule: messenger RNA, 996 nt
Organism: Acanthopagrus latus (yellowfin seabream)
Lineage: Eukaryota; Metazoa; Chordata; Actinopteri; Spariformes; Sparidae
Gene: frg1
Product: FSHD region gene 1
Exons: 9
Coding region: 96-863 (255 amino acids)
Cellular component (GO): nucleolus; catalytic step 2 spliceosome; striated muscle dense body
Molecular function (GO): actin filament binding
Source: RefSeq, a predicted model, not a curated record
GGAUCCGAUGUUCAGUGUGCCUCCGCGGCCACCGUAGUUGCCGACUGCAGUCAGAAAACACUAUCCAGUAGCCGUGCUAACUACUGGGUGAAGCGAUGGCUGAAUAUUCUCGCGUAAAAUCAACCAAACUGGUUUUAAAAGGUCUUAACAAAGGGAAAAAGAAGAAGCAUAAGGACAGGAAGAGAAAAGCUGAAGAUGAAGAACAAAAACCUGAUGUUGUUGGUGGUUGGUGGGCUGUCAGCAGCUUUGGGGAAAUCACUGGAAUGAUUGCCAUAGAGAUGCAGAACAACUCAUACAUCCACGCUCUGGACAGCGGGCUCUUCACAGUCGGUGCGCCACACAAUGAGGAUGAAGGACCCGACCCUCCAGAACAGUUUACUGCUAUCAAGGUGUCAGACUCAAGGAUAGCCUUGAAGUCUGGAUAUGGCAAGUACAUUGGUAUCAACUCUGAGGGUUUGGUGGUGGGGCGCUCUGAUGCCAUCGGCUCCAGGGAACAAUGGGAACCAGUCUUUCAGGAAGGCAAAAUGGCUCUCCUGGCAGCAAAUAGCUGUUUCAUCUCCUACAGUGACAGUGGGGACAUCGUGGCUAAGAGCAAGACAGCAGGGGAUGACGAGAUGCUGAAGAUCAGAUCGACUGCAGAGCGAGAGCCCAAGCGUAAAGAUGACAUUGCAGAAGAGGACAGGGGCAAUGUGAAGUCGUGUGAGGUCAACUAUGUGAAGAAGUUUCAGAGUUUUCAAGAUCGGCGGCUCAGGGUUAAUGAGGGCGACGCCUCUGCACUGAAGAAAGCCAGAACAGAUGGGAAGUUCCACGAAGAAUUGCUUGACAGGAGAAGCAAAAUGAAAGCAGACAGGUACUGCAAGUGAAGACUCAACUUUAUAGAUCACUGCCAUCAUGUCUAUGUAAAUGUCUUGAUUUUAUAGAUUUGGCCGUUUGUGCUUACAUUUAUGUACUUUUUUUUUUUAAAGUAUUUUUAAUAAAAUAACAUGGUCAAAUCAG